Heteronotia binoei (common prickly gecko) is the source of this 5068-nucleotide messenger RNA. RefSeq names its product putative homeodomain transcription factor 2 (gene PHTF2). Bases 48 to 2312 code for a protein of 754 amino acids. Gene Ontology annotation, cellular component: endoplasmic reticulum. The transcript is spliced from 17 exons. NCBI's taxonomy places the organism in Eukaryota, Metazoa, Chordata, Lepidosauria, Squamata, Gekkonidae. The record is from RefSeq and is a predicted model, not a curated record.
UUCUCUUUGCAGCCUAAAAUGACUACUGUAUAAAUGUCAUAGCGUAAAUGGCGUCCAAAGUAACAGAUGCUAUAGUCUGGUACCAGAAGAAGAUUGGGGCUUAUGAUCAGCAGAUAUGGGAAAAAUCUGUAGAACAAAAAGAAAUCAAGGGUUUGAGGAACAAGCCAAAGAAAACUGGGCAUGUUAAGCCAGAUCUCAUAGAUGUGGAUCUUGUAAGAGGUUCUGCCUUUGCUAAAGCUAAACCUGAAAGUCCAUGGACCUCACUGACUCGAAAGGGAAUUGUUAGAGUAGUUUUCUUCCCAUUUUUCUUCAGGUGGUGGCUGCAAGUGACAUCACAAGUUAUUUUUUUCUGGCUCCUCGUCCUUUAUCUUCUUCAAGUUGCUGCAGUUGUAUUGUUCUAUACUAUAGAAGGUCCACAUAAAAUACCUCUGACUGAAGUAAUAGGGCCAGUGUGGCUCAUGUUGCUUCUUGGAACUGUGCAUUGCCAGAUUGUUUCCACAAGGACACCCAAGUCAUCUCCAAGUAUAGGAGGAAGAAGGCGAAGGAAAUUAAGGAAAGCAGCACAUUUGGAAGUACAUAGGGAAGGAGAUGGCUCUAGUACUACAGAUAACACACAGGAAGGAACAGUACAGACCUCUGGUACAAGCACCUCUUACAGUAUUGGCGUUUUCUUCAGAGAUAUCUGGCAUGCCGCUUUCUUUUUAUCAGGAUCAAAGAAAGCAAAGAAUUCAAUAGAUAAGUCAACAGAGACUGACAAUGGCUACGUCUCCCUUGAUGGAAAGAAGACUGGCAAAAACCGUGAAGAUGGCUUGCAGUCCCAUGAGGUUCACUCUGAAGUUACUAGAUCAGAAGAGACAUGCUGGAGCACAGGAACAGUCAGAAAUACAUAUAAUAAUAAUUCUAGUCAUCAUAAAGAUACUCACAGAACAAUGGCAAACAUGUCUGAUGAAGUUUCAAGUGAGGAGGGACCAGACACUGGCUAUCACUUGCGUCGUAGCACAGAACGUACUUUCAAUGAUUGUGCAUUUCGGAACAGGAAGUCCCAUCAUUAUAAGAAACAUCCUGUCUUCCAGGAUAUCCCUAAAUCAGGCACUAGUUGCAGUUCACGUUGUUCAAGUUCCAGACAAGAUUCAGAGAGCACAAGGCCAGAGUCUGAGACAGAAGACAUAUUGUGGGAAGACCUGUUACAUUGUGCAGAGUGUCAUUCCUCUUGUACCAGUGAAACAGAUGUUGAGAACUCUCAAGUUAAUUCAUGUAUGAAAAAAGAGUAUAGGGAUGAUCCAUUUCAUCAGAGUCAUUUGCCUUGGUUCCACAGUUCUAACCCUGGUUUGGAAAAAGUGAGUGCAAUUGUUUGGGAAGGUCAUGACUGCAAAAAAGCUGAUAUGUCGGUGCUUGAAAUCAGUGGCAUGAUAAUGAACAGGGUGAACAGCUACAUACCAGGAAUAGGCUAUCAGAUUUUUGGAAAUGUUGUCUCUUUAAUCCUGGGGUUGACUCCAUUUGUAUUUCGACUUUCCCAAGCUAAGGAUUUGGAGCAUCUAGCUACGCAUUCAGCUACCGAACUCUAUACUAUAGCAUUUGGGUCAAAUGGAGACAGAAUGGUUCUUUUUAUGGUUAUAGUAUGCUUUAUAGUCCGUGUCUCCCUUGUGUGGAUUUUCUUUUUCCUCCUGUGCGUGGCUGAGAGAACCUACAAGCAGCGGCUACUUUUUGCCAAACUCUUUGGCCAUUUAACAUCUGCAAGGAGGGCACGAAAAUCAGAAGUUCCUCACUUCCGGUUAAAGAAGGUGCAAAAUAUUAAAAUGUGGCUUUCCCUCCGCUCAUACCUAAAGCGACGAGGUCCUCAGCGAUCAGUUGAUGUUAUAGUCUCAUCUGCUUUUUUGUUGACAAUUUCUGUUGUAUUUAUCUGCUGUGCACAGCUGCUUCAUGUACAUGAGAUCUUCCUAGAUUGUCACUACAACUGGGAACUAGUAAUCUGGUGUAUUUCAUUAACUCUGUUUCUUCUAAGAUUUGUUACACUUGGAUCUGAAACAAGCAAAAAAUACAGCAAUACCUCAAUAUUACUUACUGAACAGAUAAAUCUGUACUUGAAAAUGGAAAAGAAGCCGAACAAGAAGGAAGAACUGACACUAGUGAAUAAUGUUUUAAAACUGGCUACGAAAUUACUCAAGGAGCUGGACAGUCCUUUCAGGUUAUAUGGCUUGACAAUGAAUCCUCUUCUUUAUAACAUCACUCAAGUUGUCAUUCUCUCUGCCGUUUCUGGUGUUAUCAGUGAUUUGCUGGGAUUUAAUCUAAAGCUCUGGAAGAUUAAAUCCUGACAUUUUGCAAAAAAAGGAACCAGACACAAUCCUCUGGAAAAGCGAACUGAUUGACUCAGCUGCCUCAAAGCAAUUGCUGAUUCCAUGUUCAGAUGUUAUGAUCUCUUUAAAGAUAGUGUUUGAAAAUUUGAGGUGUUUACAUCUGUUUUGUGCAAUCUCUGUAUUUAUUUUACCUUUUCAAUUUUGUAAACUGUUUUAGCUGACAUUGUAUUUUAUUUUGAAACACUGAUGUGCUUUGAAAGGGUCAGGGUAUCCAGGUAUUUGUCAUUCAAAACUGAUCAAAUGUGUUUCAUUUUAAUUUUUUUUCCUUAAAAAUUGAGGCCAGUGCUAGGCUUUUAUACUUCUGAAGUUCUUAUUACAACAAUAUCAUGCUGAAGUCAUUGUAUUGAAUAUGUACUAUAAAAUGUUUAGAACAUUUCAUUGUGAACCACCCUUUCAGGGUAGUAUCAAAGCACCAGCAUAUUGUUGGUUACAGUAGAAAGUGACAUUUACUGUAAUAACAAUGCAGUAGGCCAGGUAGCUGAAACUUAUUUAUAUAUGUAUGUAAGUAUGUAUCCUAGAGCCAGCCGGUGUCAUUACUGAUGUGAUUCUUGAAUUUGAAACAUACUGAACUGAAGUUUAAACUUCACUGAAUAUUAGUAAGGUAUUACAUAGCAGGUCAAAAAAGAGCUCUUUGAUAACAUUUUUAUUAGAGCAAUAACUGUAAACUGUUACCAUACUGUAAGAUAUUUUGAUAAAAAAAAUAGCUAUAGUAUUUAUUUGAAACACUGGGCUGUUUGCACAGCUUUGACUGUGACGCUCAGCAUCUGCACUUUUAUUGUUACUUUUAAUAAUGAUCUUUAUAUAUACUAAAUGGAAUAUAUUAUGGUGAACUGUGGUGCAAUAAUGUUACCUCUGAAAUAUGGAUAUUUAGACUUCAAGAGAGAGAGAGAGACAAAAACUUUAUGUACGCUCAAGAUAAUUCCUGCCAUAGUACAUCGUAGACUUAUACCACAAGUCGAAAUAACAGCUGUGUGUGUGAAAUUAUAGCUCUUUUUAAAAAUUAAGUCCUAAUCCUGUUGAGGAGCAAGUGCAGUUGAUAUUAAUAGAAGCAGACAUUCUUGGAUUGCCAGAUUACAAUCCUAUCUACACUUUAGGGUAAACCUAUUGAAUUUAUUGGACUUCUGAAUAAACACAUGUUCAGACGGCUACAUUGUGAUCCUCACUUUUUAGUUUAGCCUUGUUGAUUUCCAUGGAUGUGAGAAAACGUUUUCAAGGAAUGAAACCCAGUUAUAUGCAGAUGCCAUUUGAUACUAAUUGGGGAAGGGUUAGCAGUUAUAAGUAACAGUAGUUAGGGCUGUCCUUUCAAACAAGUAACUAAUUUUUAGUUAUGCAGUUAAUUCUCAGUUUGAACUGUAAUGCCUGUAGAUGAUCGCCUUGAUCAUCAAGGUGUCUUUCUACAGACAUUAUUAGAGUUGAAAGGCCUGAUGUAGAGAUGUGGUGCUGUGAUGCAUCAAAUGCUUACUGUGUGCAGUCAGAGCAUCCUUGAGUUAUCUCACUCACUUCAAUAGUGUCGACAGCUUUACAUGUACAAAGAUAUGUAGACACUGAGCUGCCUUUCAAGUGAUAUGAGUGCGGUUGCUUGUGUGUGCUUUACAGUCCACAGGAGGAUCCGGAUUAGGGUCACUGCAUCUGCACAGAUGGCUCUGGUUUAGGCAUGUUGCUUUAUCACUGUUCUGUGAAGCAGGAUAAAUUUAUUUUUAAUAUGGCCAAGAUGAAAAUCCUUUUACUCUCACUAGUUCAUGCUAUCCUGUAAAAUCAUAACAGGAAAUUAUCCUAAAAGGGACAACAUUAUCAUACAGCAUAUUCUGCACUAGAGAAUGUGCAUUGUUUUUACCAUUCCCCAGACCUCCUAUUUUGUGGACUGUAACAGCCGAAAACAGCAUGCUGAUUAAAAAAAAAAAAGAUUUAUCAUCAGACUUUCAGAAUUAUUGAGAGAGAUCAUUAAUUGUGUGGUAUGAUGUAUUUUUAUAUAUAAAGCAACAUAAACAUUUUGUAUUUUAUUUGUUGCUGUACUAAUGUUUAAUAAUGACCAAAGUGCAUUCUAUUUUUUCCUCCAAGGAAUGUAUUACUAGAGCUUUAAGAACAUGCUGUGUUUAGUUUAUCAUGUAGAAAUCUUUGGCUCUGUGGUCUGUUCUUCUUCUGUCAUCUGAUGAUGGGGCUGUGUUUAGGAAAAAAGGAUAUUUUAUAUUCUUUUUUCUGAAUACAAUACAGAUCUACACAGAACUAAAUUUUGCAAAGAAUGGAUUUUAAGAAAAACACAGGAGGAGGUAUGUAAUGGUAAAACAUUAGUCUUCAUUUUUAAAAAAAAGUUCAGUAGUUUUCAAAACAUAUUUUAGCUGCUUGAAUGGGGACUAGGUAAUAGUGUUGUUAAGGAGGAGUAACAAUUCAUGUUGGUGAUAAAAGAGAGAUUUAUCUAUGCUAUACCUCAGCAACUAGAAAUAUGCUAGAUUGUUGCACAAAUUAUGGCAGAGUGGCAAAAUUUAUAACGAGGGUUUACAAAUAGUAAAGUACCUCAUACUAAAGAUUAGUAUAUAGAAAUUGUUAUCAUUGUGUACAUAAAACAUGCAAGAAAGGCUAAGUGUCUUACAUCCCUUUUUUGAAAAAAUAGAUGUUUGAAGAAAUGUGGCAGAUCUUGUGUGUUAACCAUUUCUGACACUUCUGUAACAAACUGUGAUCAGGCUUGGAAUAAAACAUUCUUUGACUGAUGGUAUAAA